UCAUUGCAUAAUUCUUUGAAAGUUUUGACUGUUGAGCAUGAUUCUUGGUUAAGGUCAAAGACUUUUCAUUUUCUAUAAUACACAUCCAUAUUAUACAUAAUGCAUUAAAAAUGUGAUCUUCCUGUGACCAUCCACUUUUCACUUUAAUUUCUUUUUCCCAAUCUCUGUGCUUAAAUAGAUAAUUGAUAAUAUGUGUGCACUGCAUACUUCUGUUUGUGUGUGUGUGUGUGUGUGUGUGUGUGUGUGUGUGUGUGUGUGUGUGUGUGUGUGUGUGUGUGUGUGUGUGUGUGUGUGUGUGUGUGUGUGUGUGUCGUAAGGGGUGUAGUGUAGCCUACUGCAGCACACAGAGGGUGGGGAUAUAAAACCUCUGUUUUUAAAGCGCAGCAACAGUUCUGUAACUUCCUGUAAACUGUGGGAGGGCAACAUCGACAGGUCACUCAAACUUAUACAGAGAAAUGGAUUAUCUUUCCGUGUUGGAUGACAAUAAUUCCACCAACUACGACUAUAACUAUACACUACCUGUGUUUCCUGACACUUUGGUUCCUGAGAUCCAGCCCAUCCAGAUUGUGGCUCUGGUCCUCUAUGGCCUGGUGGUUUUGCUGGGAGUCCCUGGGAAUGCGGUGGUGGUGUGGGUGACGGGGUUCUGCAUGAAACGCUCUGUCACCUCCCUCUGGUUUCUCAACCUAGCGCUGGCGGACCUCCUGUGCUGCCUCUCCCUUCCUUUGCUCAUGGUGCCGCUGGCCCAUGACGACCACUGGCACUUUGGCCCACUGGCCUGCAGGCUGGUCAAAGGCCUGUUCUACCUGGUGAUGUACUGCAGUGUGCUGCAGCUCGUUUUGAUCAGUGUGGACCGCUUGAUCCUGGUGAAAAAACCCAUCUGGUGUCAGAACAACAGGAGACCCAGACAGGCAACAUAUGGCUGCGUGGCUUUGUGGUUCCUGGCCCUGAUUGGCAGCAUCCCGUACUUCGUCUACGCCAAGGAAAGGACCGCAGGUAUUGAAAAGAGAGAGUGCCUGAUGGAAUACACUCAAGACAACGCCUGGGUUAUCAUGACUUUUCGCUUCAUGGUAGGAUUCAUCAUCCCUUUCCUGGUUAUUUUAAUCUGCCACCUUGUGGUGUUCUGCAGCACACAGAGAGGAAUAUCUCGUGGCCGAAACCGCUCCAAGAGAACUCUUAGGGUCAUCAUUGGUGUGGUGCUGAGUUUCUUCUUGUGCUGGCUACCCCUACACGUCAUGGACUUCGUCGUGUUGUCCACCCCGAGAGACUCACCUCACAGUCCAAAAGUGUACAUGGGACACGUGUUGGCGCUCUGCCUGGCAUAUUUCAACAGCUGCCUUAACCCUCUGCUCUACGUGUGCCUGGGCCGAGGCUUCAAGCAAAGUAUGAGUCGCUCCCUUCGCAACGUCCUCCACUUUAUCAGUGAGGAGCAGAACACGAAAUUCAGCACCACCAAUUAUGACACCAAGAGCAGUACCACUGUGAGCGGUGGGAAGGAAACCAUCAAAGUGGUGGCUUGUUAGUUUAUUUUAAUACUCAUCAGGUCAUCUGCACAUCAGUAUGGUUGUUUGUUGUGACCGAUGCAGUAUUAUCUCUAUUUAUUUAUCACCCUAAAGCCGUCAUGAAGACAGCCCCGGCACUGUGGACAGGAUGACUUCUGUAAAGACACUUGAGUUGUGUUACGAAUCAGGAACUAUUACCUAAUCUGCUGUUUUCCAAAGAGUCAUGUCUUGCUCACGUGUGUCUUGCUUGCAAAAACCCUUGACACUUCUCCUUUCUCCUGUUGUUUUUUUCCAUACAUCCUAUACAUUUUUUGUAGAUUUUUUGUAAUUAUAUUCAUUUGUUUUCUUUUUCUUUUUAAUUUUAAGGAUAUUAGAAAUGAUACUGUUAACAGAAUAUAUAUUUCUUGUAACACAGAUUAGAUCACAUGUACCUCAUGAGUUAAACUACUGUGGUGUUAUGAAGAAGAUAAAAUCUUUUAAUCAAUGUUGCAGUUCUUUUGAAAGACCACCAGAGAGACACGCUCUGAAUGUCUGACGCUCAGAGAUCAGCGUGUUUCUCGACUCAACUGUCAUUAUCAGGCACAUGUAUUGUUCAUAUUUAAGAUUAUGCACUAUUUUUUUUAUAAAUAAAAUGUCUUUCUUCAGACCAGAAAAACAAAAAAACAAACAUACAAAAUACAAAUUUAAU
This is a messenger RNA of Cololabis saira (Pacific saury), 2187 nucleotides long. It is a transcript of the gene c5ar1, whose product is annotated as complement C5a receptor 1. The transcript is spliced from 2 exons. The record is from RefSeq and is a predicted model, not a curated record. NCBI's taxonomy places the organism in Eukaryota, Metazoa, Chordata, Actinopteri, Beloniformes, Belonidae. Gene Ontology annotation, biological process: inflammatory response; complement receptor mediated signaling pathway; positive regulation of cytosolic calcium ion concentration. The coding region runs from base 456 to 1520 and encodes 354 amino acids. Gene Ontology annotation, cellular component: plasma membrane. Gene Ontology annotation, molecular function: complement receptor activity; G protein-coupled receptor activity.